This is a messenger RNA of Ceratotherium simum simum (southern white rhinoceros), 974 nucleotides long. RefSeq names its product phosphatidylethanolamine binding protein 4 (gene PEBP4). The record is from RefSeq and is a predicted model, not a curated record. Lineage: Eukaryota; Metazoa; Chordata; Mammalia; Perissodactyla; Rhinocerotidae.
ACUCCGGGAACCUCCCCCAACACUUUCACACUCUCAACACCAGCAGACCCUGAUUACCUUAAGGGCCCAAACCGUGGGGCAUCCUGCAAGGAGCUUGCUCCCCACCCUCUCCAGCCCAGAAACCUGCCAAGAUUUCUCACCUCUCCGAAGCCACCACCCAAAGGCAACCACACUGCUCUGGUGCCCAUGGGCUGGAAAAUGAGCCUGGCCAUGGCAGCCCUGCUUCUGGGUCUUACGAUGGUGGUGACAGAAGACGAGGAGGAAAAUGACCCGUGCGUCUACGAGGCCCUGUCUGACAAUGAUGCUGUCCUCUGCAAGGGCCUUGAGGUUUUCUACCCAGAGUUGGGGAAUGUUGGCUGCAUGUUUGUUCCUGUCUGCAACAACUAUAGACAGAAGAUCACCUCCUGGGCCAAGCCCAUCGUCAAGUUCCCUGGGGCCAUGGAGGGCGCAACCUACAUGCUGGUGAUGGUGGAUCCAGAUGUCCCCAGCAGGUCUUCUCCCAAAGCCCAAUUCUGGAGACAUUGGCUGGUGACAGACAUCAAGGGCAUUGACCUAAAGAAAGGGAAGAUUCAGGGCCAGGAGCUAACAGCCUACCAGCCUCCCUCCCCACCAGCACAAAGUGGCUUCCAUCGCUACCAGUUCUUCAUCUAUCUUCAGGAAGAAAAGACCAUCUCUCUCCUUCCCAAAGAAAACAAAACCAGAGGUUCUUGGAAAAUGGACAGAUUUCUGAACCGCUUCCACCUGAGCGAACCUGAAGCAAGCACCCAGUUCAUGACCCAAAAUUACCAGGACUCGCCAAUUCUCCAGGCUCCUGGAGGAGGAAGCAGUGAGCCCAAGGACAAACCCAAGCCUACGUAACUGCCCACCAGACCUCAGGCUUCACCCGGCAGGUGUGUGUCCCCAUUGCCACAACCGAUGGUCUGGUAUGGAACCCCUUCUCUUCCAAAUUAAAAACAAAUCCUCCAGGGCUUACU